Molecule: messenger RNA, 1689 nt
Organism: Oppia nitens
Lineage: Eukaryota; Metazoa; Arthropoda; Arachnida; Sarcoptiformes; Oppiidae
Product: cytochrome P450 3A8-like
Exons: 7
Coding region: 19-1689 (556 amino acids)
Molecular function (GO): oxidoreductase activity, acting on paired donors, with incorporation or reduction of molecular oxygen; iron ion binding; steroid hydroxylase activity
Source: RefSeq, a predicted model, not a curated record
CAAACAAUAACAAAAAUUAUGUUACAAUAUCUAACUAAUAAUAAUAUUACUAUAUUAUCAUUAAAUCCGUUAACUAUUGUUUUAAUACUAUUUAGCAUUUUGUAUGCUAUCUAUAGAUAUUAUUACAGUACUAAUGGAUGCAAUCAUUGGGAAGCACAGGGAGUUAAAACUGUAUCGUUUGGUUUGUGGACUCGUAUGACAACCAAAUGGUAUCGAUUGGAACAGGAAUUGUACCGAAAAUAUGGUAAAUGUUUCGGUGUCUAUGAGGGUAACCGACCCGUACUCUAUUUGGCCGAUCCGGAACUCAUACGGGAUGUUUUGGUCAAAGAUUUUCAUGUUUUUACUAAUAGACGGGACGUAAGGGCCGGCUUUCUGAUGAACAAAAUGAUAGCCAAUCUGAAAGAUGACGACUGGAAACGCGUGCGGACAGUCAUAUCGCCGACAUUUACAUCGGGAAAGUUACGCAAAAUGUUGCCAUUGAUUACCGAUUGUCUCAAAACAUUGAACUGUAUGCUUGAAACGGCUUCACUGGAAACUGGCCAGCCUUACGAUAUGAAAACCGUUUACUGUGGCUAUACUAUGGAAGUCAUACUACAGGUAUCGUUUGGUGUAAAAGUCGACGCCAUGUUAGACAAAGAUAACCCAAUUAUCCUGAAUGCCGGCAAACUGUUGGCCCACGAGUUUCGGUCACUGUAUCUGACGGUAAUGUUUUUGCCGAAACUGGCCGACUAUUUGCAACUAUCCGUAUUCGAUGAGUCGGUUAUUGAAUUUUUUCACGAUUUUACAUUGAAAGUCAUCGCCGAUCGGCGAAAUCUGAUGAAACAAAUAGCCGCUAACCCUAAUGGACGGUACGGUAAAAAACGGGUCGACUUUUUGCAGCUGAUGUUGGAUUCGGCCGAUAGUAAUAAUAAUGAAUCCAUGGAUGAUAUGAUGGACAAUACCAACACCACCACACAUACCAAUACCAUGGAUGACGAAAAGUAUGGCGAAUAUGAUAAGCAAACUAAUAAUAGUAAUGUAACUAAAAAAUAUCUAUCAAACGAUGAACUAAUAGCUUCGUGUGUCGUGUUUUUUGUGGCCGGCUUUGAGAAUACGAUAACUACUCUAUCGAUAAUCACUUAUUUGUUGGCCGCAAAUCCCGAUUGUCAGCAACGGCUGUACGAGGAAGUGGUCAACUAUUUUAGCAAUCAAUCGGACGAACAGGAGGUCACUGACUACGAGGCCCUGAAUUCAAUGGAAUACUUGGACUCAGUUAUCAAAGAAACUCUACGACUGUAUCCCAAUUCACAGGCCUUGGAACGGGAAGCGGGAGAAGACUACCGAUUGGGUGGACCUAACGGUAUUAGUAUCAAAAAAGGACAGUUAGUUCACAUAUUGAACUAUGCUAUGCAACACGACGGUGCCCUAUAUCCAGAACCGGAACAGUUUCGUCCGGAAAGGUUUUCCAAAGCAAACCAAACGUCCAAACAGGUCAAUCCCUACGCUUAUCUGCCGUUUGGCGGCGGACCGCGUAAUUGUGUCGGUAUGCGAUUGGCACAGAUAGUCAUCAAACUGGCCAUUAUUAACGCUGUCUACAGAUAUAAGUUCUACAGUACUGGGAAACCACUGGAGUUUUAUAAUUAUCAAGUGUUUGGUAUAAUGACACCGAAAAAUGUUUGCGUUAGGGUUGAAAAACGCCAACAAAAUUGA